Pyricularia grisea is the source of this 1521-nucleotide messenger RNA. RefSeq lists its product as uncharacterized. The transcript has 3 exons. Lineage: Eukaryota; Fungi; Ascomycota; Sordariomycetes; Magnaporthales; Pyriculariaceae. The coding region runs from base 195 to 1304 and encodes 369 amino acids. The record is from RefSeq and is a predicted model, not a curated record.
GAACCUCGCUGCCCGUUGCGGGCUUUUGGGAAUUUUUACUUUUGAGGGUUUCCUGAAACUUCCCGAAAGAGACCAACCCUUGAUACUUUAUUCUCUUAUAUCCUCUUUCCCCUCCUGUGCGACCGAGUUUUGCCCUAGACUUUCGAAAGGCAUCAUCAUCUAAGAGCCCAUAUCUGACCCCUCAGACUUUCGCCAUGUUCGACAUAUUUGCCAAGCUAUUGUCCUCCAUCGCGUCCUUCCUUUUCCCUCUGUUCGCCUCUUACAAAGCUCUCAAGACUACCGAUCCCGCACAGCUUACACCAUGGCUGAUGUACUGGGUUGUCCUCGCCUGCGCGCUCUUGGUUGAGUCGUGGACUGAGUGGUUUCUCUGCUGGAUCCCAUUUUACGCAUAUAUUCGUCUCCUAUUCCUCCUCUACCUCAUCUUGCCUCAGACACAAGGCGCCCGCGUCCUCUAUCAAGACUAUAUCCACCCGUACCUGCAGGAGAACGAAGACCACAUCGAUGACUUCAUCGCAUCCGCACAUGACCGGGCCAAGGCCAUGGGGAUAAUGUACUUGAGGCAGCUGAUUGAGUACGUCAAAGUCAACGUCCUGGGUAUGGCCCCGUCCCGGGUCGAGGAGCAGCAGCAACCACAGGCCCAAGGCUACGGCGGUCAGGCGUCAUCCGUAACCCAGAACCUGCUUGCGCGGUUCACUCUACCUUCGGCACGUUGGUCCGGUGCUGGUGGCGACUCCGACGGCAACAGCGGCGCCGCCAACGACUUUUACGGCAUGCUGGCUGGCGCCGUGGGCGCCGCUAUGAGCUCGGCCGGCGGUACUAGGGACAACCAGCAGGGCCCCGGCGUUUCCCGAUCCGUCAUACCCAGCCAUGUGAACGAGGCCGACAAGGCCACCUUCAUCGCAACGCAGCGCGAGCGCCUCACCACCCUGCUGGCGGCACUGGACCGCGAGGCCGCGAGCGUGCAGUCUGGGGCGUCAUCAGCCUCCACGCCUGUGCCGAACAAUUCGUCGUCGCAGGGCUUCUUCCGCGUAAGGGAUGUGGUAGAGGGUCUGGCCGACACGGCGGCUGGGCUUACCAAAUCGCGCAGCGAGACGGACUUUGAGAACAUCGAUGCCAUGAGCGGGACUGAGGAGGUUGGAGGCGACGAGGACGGUUCUCUCAGGCGUCGGACGCAGGCAGCGGGCGGUUCUUGGAUGCCAUGGGGCUGGGGAGGAUCACAGUCGCCGGCGGCUGGUGACCCUGCCAACCCUGAUAGGUCCAACGUUGGCCAGAGCUCUGGCGUGAACACCAACGCCGGCCAGUAACUGUUUCUUGUUUUGCCCUUAGCUAUUAUUGAGUCUGACUUCUUUUUGAGUUCAUUCUUUUGGUUCCGCAUGUGAUCUCACGUCACUUGUGGAGUUCAUUCUUCCUUCCUGUUGGCGGCUCGUCCCGACGACUGGUAGUAUCUUUGAGUCUUACAGGAUAAACAGGAUUACCAUCAUUAGAUGUGAGCCGCAAUGGCCGAAUUGGAAUCGAGUUGUG